Molecule: messenger RNA, 1186 nt
Organism: Durusdinium trenchii
Lineage: Eukaryota; Dinophyceae; Suessiales; Symbiodiniaceae
Source: the annotation of a GenBank genome assembly
CGAGCCAGCAACAGAUACACACAUUCCGGGAAACACUUUGCCAGCGAUGUCAAUCAAAUUCCGAGAAGCGCCUUGUGGAGAGCUGGUACUUAAAGGAGGAGGUCUACAGAUCUUGCGGAAGCAGCACCGGCCUGGUGUCCCUCACAAGGAUGAGCCAAAGAUGGCCUUCUCUGCAGAGCCCCUGCGGAGCUUGGCGGGCCGUGGGUGCUGGUUCGAGCUCCGAGUGGAUGCCAUGGCAGGUGGUGAGCUGUGCCCAAUGGGUCUUGGCUUCACUGCCACUGACCCUGAGAUGCUCCGGGGUACAGAAGAGGAACCUGCCAAGCUUCCCGGAAGCGCGGCUUUCCUUCCCAAGUCCUACGUGGGCGGCUACCUAAGCUCUGUGUACUGGGACGGAGAAAAGGUGGAGGUGGACAACAUCUUCGAGAAGCUGAAGCCCGCCAAAACCUUCACAGUGGGAGUUCUGGCAACCGUGCUGGGUGGGCUGGAGUUUUUCAUCAAUCGACGGCUUGUUCUCUCCUAUGCGCCAGAGGACCUCAUGAAACGCAUCGACCUGGAGCAACCGCUUUGGGCCGUUUUGGAUUGUGCCGGUGGCCUCAAGAAGGUACGUCACGGUGAUCAGCCGUGAUAUCCUAGUCAACUGCAUGGAGCUUCGUUGGCGACAGCCAUGCAGCGACUCUGUCGCCCCCUGCUGAAAAAGGAAACAAUCCAAAAAGAACCUUGUGACUCCAAAGGUUGAACACACACACACACACACACGUUGGUCUUGUGUGCAGGGCUGCCUCAUUCCUGACUCAGUGCCACCUUCCGAAGAAGAAGCCAAUGCGCCCGAUGAGGAUGAGCAGCCGGAAGCUCCGGAGGAUGCUCCUGAAGAUGCUCCGGAGGGGGUCGAGGAGGCAGCCGAACAAGCUCCAGCGGAAGGAGAGCAAGGCUGAGCUUUUGCAGUACAGACGCUGAAGAGAUAAACACAUUGACAUGUCAAGCCACGGGGCCACAGUAGUGUUGUCCAUUCAGAGUGUUAUCUGUCAGUAUUCAACUUUUCCAAAGCAGUUUCACCCUUGCCUUGCCCAAAGUGGAAGGGCCAAAGCGAAGGAAUCCACAAGGAAUCCUUUGUUUUUCAAGGCGCUUCCAUGGCCUUUAGGGCCCUUCGGUGUUGAGGCGCGAUCCUGUCACUGUGUCAACAGUGGAC